CGGGCGGUGAUUGGCUGAGCGGGCCACGCGCACCGCUGGGAUUGGCCGGCGCUGCCCGCUGCCAUGGUUACCGGGCGGGGCGCUCCCGGAAGCGCGGCUCCGGAAGCGGAGCCAUGGCGGCGGCGGCAGCGUUGCUGCUGCUGGCGGCGGCGCUGGUAGGAGGCGACGAUUCGGACUGGGUGCGGCUGCCUAGCAAAUGCGAGGUGUGCAAGUACGUGGCAGUGGAGCUGAAGUCUGCUUUUGAGGAGACCGGCAGGACCAAGGAGGUGAUCGACACCAAGUAUGGCUUCCUGGACGGGAAGGGCUCUGCCGUCAAGUACACGCAGUCGGACAUCAGGUUAAUCGAGGUGACGGAGAACAUCUGCAAGCGGCUGCUGGACUACAACUUGCACAAGGAGAGGAGUGGCAGCAACAGAUUUGCAAAGGGCAUGUCGGAGACAUUUGAGACCCUGCACAACCUGGUGCACAAGGGUGUCAAGGUGGUGAUGGACAUCCCCUAUGAGCUGUGGAACGAGACCUCUGCCGAGGUGGCUGACCUCAAAAAGCAGUGUGAUGUGCUGGUGGAGGAGUAUGAAGAUGUGAUUGAGGACUGGUACAGGCACCACCAGACCGAGGACCUCUCCCAGUUUCUCUGUGCUGACCACGUGCUAAAAGGGAAGGACACAAGCUGCCUGGCAGAGAAAUGGACUGGCAAGAAAGGUGACUUGGCAAGUGUGGGGGAGAAGAAGAGCAAGAAAAAGAGCAGAAAGAAGAAGAAGGGUGAGAAGGAGGAGAGCGAGGGAACUGCCAGCCUCCCAGCCUCAGGGGAGAGCUUGGAGGAGAGUGGAAUCCAGGAGGAGGUUCCGCUCACCCACAGCCCAGCCGAUGAGCUGUAGGCGCCCAGACCCCUGGGCUCUCACCCCACCAUGUCCUGCGGCUACCAAAGGAAAAAGGGACUUCGGUUGUGGCCUGCGCUACCCUGGGAGAGGAUUGGAGUGGCCUGCCCAGACUUGCCAGCCUGCAGGCUUGUGGCACGAAGCCGCCGGGCCCAAUCUCUGCCUUUCUGCUGGGGCUCCAGCAGGGGGGCUAC
This is a messenger RNA of Dryobates pubescens (Downy woodpecker), 1069 nucleotides long. RefSeq names its product canopy FGF signaling regulator 3 (gene CNPY3). Gene Ontology annotation, molecular function: signaling receptor binding. Lineage: Eukaryota; Metazoa; Chordata; Aves; Piciformes; Picidae. The coding region runs from base 114 to 875 and encodes 253 amino acids. The record is from RefSeq and is a predicted model, not a curated record. The transcript has 6 exons. Gene Ontology annotation, cellular component: endomembrane system.